UGGGGCAAAGCAAAAAAGCUUUAGAGCGGUGCUAUUUUGCACGAAACACACGAAUAGACACGUGCUAGCCUAACUUUUUUUAAGAACACAGGAAACACCGCCGCCGCCGCCGCUUUCUGCCGCAACCACCGUCGUUAGAAAAUGGCGGCCAGCAAAUGCAAUUCAGCUACUCCUCUCAUCCCCGUGCCCCCUAAAUCUCUUAUUUUCUUACAUGAAUGGUGGCUUGUCAAGCAACGCAAGGGUUUAGCCGUUGGCGGGCUUGCUUCUGUCGAAAUUGCAGAUAGAGAAAGAGUGUUUUUGUCUAGCGUGAUUGUAGGCAGAGAAGAGACCAAUGUCCUCCACUCUGAAGAUGGUAUCACUAUUCUUUUCCGUGGUUUCAUUAACACCUCUCGUUCAUCUCAAAAUGGCGUCCCCUUUCAGCAGGUAUGCCAACACUUCCUUGUUGGAUUUCCGCAUGAUUGGAAAAAGUAUUCAGCUUAUAGUUUUGGAGAUGCUUUUGGUGACUCAAGUGUUUGUUCAAAGAAUAUUUGCCAUGGACUGGGAAUUUCUUCUGGGAAUCAUUCCAAGCAAUCUCAAUCUACUGAUAACAUGGAAUGUGAAUGUAACAAUACAGCGUCCCAGCUGCAGGUUGGUGAAAAAGGAAUCUCAGAUGUUGCAGUUGAAAGCCAAGCUGGAAACAAAAAAAGCUUCAUGAGUAUGUUUGAUUCUAACAAAUGUACAAGCACUUCUGGAAAAGGCACGGUUAAACCUCUAACUUCCAAAGAGAAAAUGGACCGCAAGGAGAAGCAACAAAUUAGACAAAAGAUAGUAUUAGAUGCCAGCAAUUCCUGUAAUAGGAUGGUAACUAGAAGCAUUUCCAAAAGAAGUCACACAAUGCCUAAAGAAGAUGAAAAAGCUACAAUAGCCACUGUUGUUUCUCCAGUGAGGAGGUCUCCCAGGCUUUAUAGUCGUAGAUAAUGAUCUGUCACACUGAACUAGUGGUAGAUUGUCAAACUUUUGGUUGAAACAAGAAAUAUGUAUUGUUAAUGUAAAGGUGUUUGUGAUAAUUGCAUUUCUAUCAUAGCUACAUAACAGAUUUAUAUUGAUUGACAUCUGUUAAGUUUAUUCCAUAUGUAUUGGGAAGGUGUGGUGCUUAUUACUUAUCAAUACCAAUGUUAUACUGAUUUAGAAUAAUUUAUAUUUUUGAACCUUGAUACUA
This is a messenger RNA of Glycine soja, 1198 nucleotides long. RefSeq lists its product as uncharacterized. The transcript has 4 exons. Lineage: Eukaryota; Viridiplantae; Streptophyta; Magnoliopsida; Fabales; Fabaceae. The record is from RefSeq and is a predicted model, not a curated record. The coding region runs from base 142 to 957 and encodes 271 amino acids.